AUGGACCGACGAGACAUUUCAAGAAGACGGCCAAUGCUUCAGCUAGACCAACCAAUGUCAUCAAUAAGAGCUAAAAAUAAAGCUACCGAUGAAGCUAAAAAACGCCAAGAAUCGAAAAACGUGCUGCAGGAGCUCCUCGGAGACUAUAGUGAAAGCGAUGACGAGAAAGAUGAAGAAGAGGCACAGAUCGAGAAUCCAUCAAAGGGGCAAUCACAACCAGAUUCUUUCAGCUCUUCAAAUAAUCAAUCAGACAUUCAGAAACCUUCAUCAGAUUCCCACCUGCCAACAACUUCUCAGUUUAAUUCUGAACAUUCGAUCGAGAUGGAUCAAUCUGAGGAAAGCAUUGAAGCGGCAUUAAAAAACUUUUUGUCCGAAAUCAAUGCGUUACCUAUUACUUCUAUCGAUAAAAAUCCUACUUUGGAAAAAACCAGUGAAAAAUCUUCUAAAAAUAUUGUACCAACGGAAAAAGAUCAAAUUGUUUCACAACUCUCACAUUCAGAAGGUGAUUGGCAACGGCAUUUUCAUCAAGAGGAAAAGCGUUACUAUUAUUUCAAUAGCAGAACUGGUGAAACAUGUUGGGAUCUUGAUACACAAACUAAUGUUUUGGGAGCUUCUUUAAUGUCACGUUCAGAUGAAGAAGCAAAUAAUUUGGGUUCAUCACCUAAAGAAGACUCCAAUCGAGAAGUUGAUAUUCACUUUAAUCAAAUGAAUACCAUUGAUGAUAUCGACAAUGUUACAUCCAUGCGUCCUCCUUCAUCAGAUUCACCAUUACAUAUUCGUUCAAGAGAUGCCUACGACCGUUUGUCUAUCAUUACACCUAUGGCAACACACUUGAGGCUUGAAAGGCAUCAAAUUGAAUUCGCCACCAGACUACAUGAUUGGCAAGUUGGUGCGUUGAAUUCUUAUUAUUUUGAAAAGGUUAUUUUGGAAGGAUUGGAAAUGUUGAUACGAAGCAUUGAAGAGCAGAUAUCACCUACUGGCUGGUUAUGCAAAUGGAAAUCUGAUUCAAAGACAUAUACCUGGAUGCACAUUCAGUCGAAUCAAGUUUCCCUUACGUAUCCAAGUCCUGAAUUGAUUGCGAGUCUUAACACUCAUUCGUUGGUUGUAAAUAACCAAGAUUGUUCUACAGCGGGAUCAGAUUCUUCGCCCAUGAUAAAUUUAAUGCAAUCAUCACAGCACAGUACUACUGCUUUGCAACCUACGAACGUUGAAAGUUGGAAUGAAGUUAUCGAUACAAAACCAGAAUCCUCAGAUGACGGGACCAGUUCUCCCCCUCGUUCUCAAACAUCAAGUUUACCAAGUGUAUCUCAUUCACACGAAAAAAAGAGAAAGAAAGAUAAAGAUCUUGUAACUUCCGGUUUUAAGAAUAAAAAGAUGGCGACACUUGUUGAAAAAUGGAAAGCUGCGGAAGAUUUCCUUGCAAAUACUGAUUGGGAAGAGGUCACAAGACAACAACACGGAUCUUCCUCUAUUAAUCCUGAAGCUUGGAUCAGAGAACAGAUUGAAUCUGGCGAAGCUGCUAACAAUCCUAAUUUCGAACCUAUUAAAGGGACACUUGCAAAUUUGGAUGAUGUGAAUCACAUUCAGGGAUUCAUGGUUGCAGUUGCAAGAUUGCUAUGUGCCCUAUAA
Messenger RNA from Dentiscutata heterogama, 1629 nucleotides. Lineage: Eukaryota; Fungi; Glomeromycota; Glomeromycetes; Diversisporales; Gigasporaceae. The record is from the annotation of a GenBank genome assembly.